AAAGGUAAAAACCCUUCUAAAAUCCCUAAAACCCUCUGCUUUCAUCACCAAUGGCUUUCACUCAUUCACUUUCCCUUCCAUUUUCCAUCCAAUUCCCCUCUCAUUCCCCCCAAAAGUUCACUUCUUUCCCCAAGCUACCCUUCCGCAACCCCAAGAUUCCCUUCCUUAUCCUCUCCCGUUCUUCUCCUAAGCCGGCUCCAUCCACCGAACAGGAAGCCCUAAAAUUCAUAGCGGACUCCGAUGGAACCACGCUCCCUUGUGUUCGAACCUACGAAAACGACCUCGCUCGCCUCACACUCGUUGGGGCCGUUAGCUUCGAUCAGGCUUUGACGGCUGCUGCUGCUGAUGGAGGCCGAGCCGCCACCGAGCACGUCGACUCCGGUAUCCCCGCUAUGGUUAUUGAAACUGUUUUCCCAGGUCCAACCGCUAAAAGCGCCACCGUUUCUACACGAUUGUUUUUGCCGGCUAGGAAAGUUAAAGAAAAAGCUCAAAAGCUGAAAAAGUCAUUUUCUGAAGAUAUUUUUUCCGGAACAUCAUCAAAAAACAUACUGGCUAUGACUUUUAGGCAAGUGGUUAUGCAAAAGAUUUGGAGUUUCGAACUGAUUUUGUUUCGACCUGGAACUGAAAGAGAUAUGGAAGAUCUUGAAAAUCCAAGAGAGCAGGUUCCAGCCUCGUUCACUCUCCGGUCAUCAGAAGAAAGGGUUAUCUCUGUGCUCGGUGAAGUAGUUUGCAUCUCAGCUUUACAAAGCACUGAAAAACAUUUCCUGGAAAAUUUAUUGGGAAAAACUCCCUCAAACUUCUUUCGGUGGUUUCGGAAAUCAAAAGGGAUUGUAUCAAAAGAUUCAUCUGUUGUUUUACAUAAAGUGUUUGAAGAUGAGAUUGUUGAAAAUGCCAGGAAUCUUCUUGAAAGUUUUAAUUCCAGUAAAGAGAGUUUCAAUGCUACGGAUCUGAGGCAGAAAAACUAUUGGUGGACUCAUCCUUUGCAGUCUAAGCUGGAAAAGAAUGGUGGUCAUGAGUUUAGUGCUUGGACAAGUGAGUAUAUACCUGCCUAUCGGCUGGAAAUAGAUGCAAAUACACUUAAGAAUGUAAAGUUUGAAGGAUGGAGAGAAUCUAACGAGAGUAGGUGGCAAGUUCUUCUGACACACUCCCAAAUGGUUGGAUUGGCUGAUAUAUUAGAUAUGUACUAUGAAGAUGUUUACACACUGCCCAAGAAACAACUACACAGUGGCAUGGUUGCCAAUUACAACAGCUUGACCAAAGCAAAGAGGAACUCUUCUUUCUUGAAAGUAAUAUCUUCCAUCAUUGCAAGUGGAAUUCUUCUUAUUACCAUCAGUACUAUCAGUCUAUUUAGUUUUCCUUAUCUAGGCAGAGGAGGGAAGUACCUUGGAAAAUCUCGGUCUCCAUCAUCUAUUAUUGAGUCUACAACAAUUCAAUCUGUAGACGCUGAAAAGUUGGAGACAUUUUGUGUACUGGUAAUCCAAAAGAUUAAGGAUGCUUUUGGCUGGCCUGGUGAAAUAGCAACAGAAACCAAUAUUGGUGCCUGGAUUGGUGAAAUACCAAGCUGUCUAAAAGCACCUCAUCAAGCUAAUUCUAAUAGUGAGGACAAUUCAACUAGUUUUGCUGAUGUGAAAAAAAUUGAUGCUGAUAUAAAAUCAUCUGUCCAGGAUAUUGCUAGUUAUCAGGUGGUUUUAUCAACUGAAGGAAAAAUAGUUGGGUUCCAACCUACAAGUCGGGUGGGUGUCAAUCACUGGGCUGUGAAUCCCUUAACAAAAGAGCUAUAUGGUGGGAAAAAACUCUCCCCUGGUUUAAUUGAACCUCGUCUCAAAAUCCGACUUCCUAAUGAGAUUGUUGUACUUGAGCUGUUGAUGUCAGUUAACCCAGAUUCCUGCUUUGCAUUGGCUAGGCCAAUCCAAUGAUCAUUGCUUGGUUUGAUUUUAAAAAGAGGAGUUAAUUGUAAUAAAGUCGAUGGCAUCAAUAAUCCAGGUCCUUUCUUUUCCUUUCAUUUUCUUAUUAACUAUUUUGGUUGAAGUUGGAAAACGUGUAAAGGUACAUCUCCAAUGAGAUUUCAUUGGGUGCAAUCUCAUUCAUAUACGUUUAUAAUAUGUAGAAUGUUCUAGCCUCUAGCCAUGUUUACAAAUGUAUGAGAAUGAUAUGCAUAUCAAUACAAGUGUGAUUUAUGAUUCUUUUAA
Messenger RNA from Gossypium raimondii (Peruvian cotton), 2189 nucleotides. RefSeq lists its product as uncharacterized. Lineage: Eukaryota; Viridiplantae; Streptophyta; Magnoliopsida; Malvales; Malvaceae. The record is from RefSeq and is a predicted model, not a curated record. Bases 51 to 1916 code for a protein of 621 amino acids. The transcript has 8 exons.